Molecule: messenger RNA, 414 nt
Organism: Moneuplotes crassus
Lineage: Eukaryota; Ciliophora; Spirotrichea; Euplotida; Euplotidae
Source: the annotation of a GenBank genome assembly
AUGGCAACUGAAGAUAUGGAUCGAUAAUUAAAGAACUCUGGGCAGAUGCCAAAAAGUCAUGAAAGAUACGCUUAUAUUCAGAAUUGCUCAUUAAAGAAAGCUAGAUGUGCAAGGGAUCAAAAGAAAUGGAAUUUGGCAAAUUCACUUAUGCCAUCAUAUCUGACAGGACUUCUUUUGAGAGUCUUUUAAUUUUAAGGUUUUAUUAAUCUAAAAUAACUUAAUGAACUUAAGCAUAAAUCAGCAAGCUCAUAUUUCCAGUUUUUAGCCAAAGAAAAUCCAUGACCCAAUUCUAUUACCCAAGGAAGCUUUAACUGUAUGGUACAAAAGCAAACUGGAGAUCCCUCGCAACAGCUAUACUUGGACUACUAAUACAUAAUCGUCCCUCUAAAUUUAAUUUCUCUUAUGAAUUUUAUC